GCAAUAAAUGUUGACGUUUCAAAAUAAAAAAAUGUUUUAAAAUGAACCGAAUCGUGUUAUUAAAGUAAACAAUCGCAUUUGAAUAAACAUGUCGACGACGACAACGAUCCAGAUUCCGGUGACGGGCACAAAUAACUCCAAAGACGACGCAAACGGCAAAAUGAAGAGUGUUUCCGGCACGGGCGAAUCUGAAAAUCAGGUCAAAAUUUUGUGUUUCGACUUGACAUCCUUCAGCAAGACGACACAAUUUAUCCUCUGUUGUGUUGGCGUGUUUGUUCUUUUCCUCAUUUACGGCUAUUUGCAAGAACUGAUCUUCACUCUCGACGGCUUCAAGCCUUACGGAUGGUAUUUGACACUCGUGCAAUUUUUGUAUUACACAAUUUUUGGCUAUGUCGAACGCAUGACACACACAGGCAUGCGGAAAAUCCCGAUAAAAACAUAUCUCGUCCUUGCUGCUUUAACGCUUGGGACAAUGGGCUUCAGCAAUUCCAGCUUGGGCUAUUUGAAUUAUCCGACGGAAGUUAUCUUCAAAAGUUGUAAAUUGGUGCCCGUUUUGAUUGGGAGUGUCGUGAUUCAGAGGAAACAACAUUCUUUUUUGGAAUUUUUGGCAGCAAUUUGCAUGUGUAUUGGAUUAGCUUUGUUCACGUUGGCUGAUGCUCAAGUUCAACCAAACUUCAAUUCUUUCGGAAUAUUUUUGAUUUCGAUGGCUUUGUUGUGUGAUGCCGCCAUCGGAAAUGUACAGGAAAAGGCGAUGCGUGAGAAUAAGGCUCCGAAUCACGAAGUUGUGUUCUAUUCCUAUGGAAUCGGGUUCCUUUACUUGUUGGCGAUCAUGAUUUGUACAGGAGAUUUUUUCACAGGAACGAAAUUCUGCUUGGAAAAUCCAAUUCCAACGUACGGUUACGCCUUCGUCUUUAGUAUUACGGGCUAUUUGGGGAUUCAAAUCGUUCUUACGCUCGUUCGCACUGUCGGAGCUCCCAUGGCAGCUCUCGUAACUACCGCACGAAAGGCUGUGACAAUUUUCCUGUCAUUCAUCCUCUUCACGAAACCCUUUUCAUUCCAAUACGUAUGGUCGGGAGCGAUUCUCGUGCUCGGCAUUUACCUCAACGUCAUCAGUAAGAAGAACAAAUUGACGUUUUCCGAGUUCCUACAACGGAUUCAAACGUGCCUUGGACUCGCAACAAGUCAUGAUGAUGCGCGACAAAAAUUGUUGCAAAAUGUUUAGACGAAUUUUCUGAUUUUUAGUGUAAUUUAGGUAAUUUUGUUAGUUGUUUAAGGCCAAAUAAAGGAGUCAAACUCUGCUUAAAUAAAAAAAAAUAUUGACAA
Culicoides brevitarsis is the source of this 1323-nucleotide messenger RNA. RefSeq names its product adenosine 3'-phospho 5'-phosphosulfate transporter 2 (gene Papst2). Gene Ontology annotation, cellular component: Golgi membrane; endoplasmic reticulum membrane. The coding region runs from base 89 to 1222 and encodes 377 amino acids. Gene Ontology annotation, biological process: transmembrane transport. The record is from RefSeq and is a predicted model, not a curated record. Gene Ontology annotation, molecular function: 3'-phosphoadenosine 5'-phosphosulfate transmembrane transporter activity. The transcript is spliced from 2 exons. NCBI's taxonomy places the organism in Eukaryota, Metazoa, Arthropoda, Insecta, Diptera, Ceratopogonidae.